Messenger RNA from Labeo rohita (rohu), 1735 nucleotides. RefSeq names its product capping actin protein of muscle Z-line subunit alpha 1a (gene capza1a). Gene Ontology annotation, molecular function: actin filament binding. The coding region runs from base 33 to 893 and encodes 286 amino acids. The transcript is spliced from 9 exons. Gene Ontology annotation, biological process: barbed-end actin filament capping; actin cytoskeleton organization. Gene Ontology annotation, cellular component: actin cortical patch; F-actin capping protein complex. Lineage: Eukaryota; Metazoa; Chordata; Actinopteri; Cypriniformes; Cyprinidae. The record is from RefSeq and is a predicted model, not a curated record.
CAGUUUGACAGGGCAGGUCCAGUUGAGCCAAGAUGGCGGACUUUGAGGAACAGCUUUCCGACGAGGAGAAGGUCCGCAUUGCUGCAAAUUUUAUCAUCCAUGCUCCCCCUGGAGAGUUCAACGAAGUCUUCAAUGAUGUGCGGCUACUGCUCAAUAAUGACAAUCUGCUCAGGGAAGGGGCGGCUCAUGCCUUUGCCCAGUACAACAUGGAUCAGUUCACACCUGCUAAACUUGAUGCAAGUGAAGAUCAGGUUUUGAUCACAGAGCAUGGAGACCUUGGCCACGGACGGUUUUUUGACCCUCGCAAGAAACAGUCAUUCAAGUUUGACCACCUGAGGAAAGAGGCGACUGACCAACAGUCUCAUGAGGGUGAGGCGGCCCUCAGGCCGUGGAGGGAUGCUUGUGACGAAGCUCUGAGGGCGUACGUCAAAGACCAUUACCCCACUGGAGUCUGCACUGUUUAUGGGAAAACCAUCGAUGGACAGCAAACCAUCAUUGCCUGUAUCGAGGGUCAUCAGUUUCAGCCCAAAAAUUUCUGGAAUGGCCGCUGCCGAUCGGAAUGGAAGUUCUCCAUUUCUCAGCCCACUGCUCAGGUUGUGGGAGUGCUGAAGAUCCAGGUUCAUUACUAUGAGGAUGGCAACGUGCAGCUGGUCAGCCACAAGGAUGUGCAAGAGUCUCUGGUCAUCUCUAAUGAGGUACAGACUGCCAAGGAGUUUGUCAAGAUCAUCGAAAAUGCUGAGAAUGAAUAUCAGACGGCCAUCAGUGAGAACUACCAGACUAUGUCUGACACCACCUUCAAGGCCUUACGCCGGCAGCUUCCCGUCACCCGUACCAAGAUCGACUGGAACAAGAUCCUCAGCUACAAGAUCGGCAAAGAGAUGCAAAACGCUUAGACACACGGCAUGCCUCCGCUCCUGCUCGCGUUACAAGCAAAGAGACAAGCUACGAGGGGCCCAUAUCUAAACCUGAACCUAUACCCGGAUCAAGGGCAGGGCCAAGGCGAGAAGGUCCUUCAAGAAGUGUGCUAAAAAUGUGUCUGUCCUUUUUUUUGUUUGUUUGUUUUCCAGAAGCCACGGUUUGACCUCAGCUGAAGAGACUGCCUCCUUUUCUGUAUUGUAGGAGGGCUGCAAGCUUGUUUUAAUGGGUUUAGCAAAAGUUUUUGCUGUUGAACAAAUACCUCCCAUGACACCAGUGUACAGCAUCAUAAAUAGCCCCUCUAAUAUCACUCACGUCGCCCAAUAGAUCAGCGUUCCGAAUGCUUGACACACACACUGUACUUUUAUUGCACUUAGCCCAUAUGAUCAGUUGAGUACAUUUUGUUUACUUUUUUAGCUACUCCAUACAGAAGAAUAAUUUAUCAAUACAUAGUCCAUUAAAGUCAUAAAGGAUGUCUUGACACCAGUCUGUUGUUUUCCAGCAUAACAAUUGGUCUUUUUUAAAGCGUUGUUGUAAGGUGCCAUCAUUUGAAUGUGCUGUCAAUUGAUCACUGAGAGGGUUGUGCCAAAGUGAGCAUUGUAUUUGUACAGUAAGUCGCAGUAAGGUUACUGUUCUGUGUGGAAAUGGUCCCAUCGUGGUACUCUGGUGUCUAAGAAUGGUAUAUAUACUGUAUGCAGUUACACAAAAUAUUUGUUACCCCUCACUUCAGCCUCCUACCCUAGCUUUUAUUGCUAACUAUUUUUUACAAAUGUAAGAACAAAUAUGAUCCCAGAGGAAUAAAUGAUUUGCACCAAACUGA